GCAACAAUAUCCGCGGAAUUUUAUUAAACAUCGAGUUGUCUUCGUGAUUAGACAUUAAAUUGCGACUUAACAAAUACAAUUGGAAGCUUUGCGCUUUAGUGUAGUUUCAACCAUAUAAAAAGUGCAACAACAGUGGUAAAUUCUGCGAACAUUCUGCAUUUUCUGCGACGCAGUUUCGAGUGACUCUCCGACUCAAAAUGCGCACAGCUGUUUUACUGCCGCUUUUGGCCCUGCUGGCGGUGGCACAGGCCGUUUCCUUCGCCGAUGUGAUUAAGGAGGAAUGGCACACUUUCAAGUUGGAGCACCGCAAGAACUACCAGGAUGAAACCGAGGAACGCUUCCGCCUUAAGAUCUUCAAUGAGAACAAGCACAAGAUUGCUAAGCACAACCAGCGAUUCGCCGAAGGGAAGGUGAGCUUCAAAUUGGCGGUCAACAAAUACGCCGAUAUGCUGCACCACGAAUUCCGCCAGCUGAUGAACGGCUUCAACUACACCCUGCAAAAGGAGCUGCGCGCCAUCGAUGAGAGCUUCAAGGGCGUUACCUUCAUUUCGCCGGCUCAUGUGACCCUACCCAAAUCUGUGGACUGGCGUAUCAAGGGCGCCGUUACCGCCGUCAAGGAUCAGGGACACUGCGGCAGCUGCUGGGCCUUCUCCAGCACGGGCGCCCUAGAGGGUCAGCAUUACCGCAAAUCGGGAGUGCUGGUCUCGCUGUCCGAGCAGAAUCUGGUCGAUUGCUCCGCCAAGUACGGCAACAACGGAUGCAACGGCGGUCUCAUGGAUAACGCUUUUCGCUACAUCAAGGACAAUGGUGGUAUUGACACCGAGAAAUCGUAUCCCUACGAGGCAAUCGAUGAUUCCUGCCACUUCAACAUGGGCACAAUCGGAGCCACCGACCGUGGAUUCGUCGAUGUACCCCAGGGUGAUGAGGAGAAGUUAGCCCAGGCUGUGGCGACCAUUGGACCCGUUUCCGUGGCCAUUGAUGCCUCCCACGAAUCAUUCCAGUUUUACUCCGAGGGCGUCUAUAACGAGCCCAAGUGCGAUGCCCAGAACUUGGACCAUGGAGUCCUGGCUGUUGGCUUCGGCACCGAUGAGUCUGGCGAGGACUACUGGCUGGUGAAGAACUCGUGGGGUACAUCUUGGGGCGACAAGGGCUUCAUUAAGAUGACGCGCAACAAGGAUAACCAGUGCGGCAUCGCCUCCUCCGCCAGCUAUCCCCUGGUCUAACCCAGAACUGAUUUAUUUUAGCCACAGCCUUCAUAUGAUAUGAUAUGCAAACAAAGAAAAACAUACCAACGCAUGUAUCUCAAAAGGAACUUUAAUAAUUUAGCCCAACCUAUUGCUUUAACAAUUUAAUUUUGUGUUGGGUCCAUUGUAUUCAUGUAUCUCUGUCAUUACACACGACAUAGGUAAACAACAGAUCUGUUGAUGUUUGUAGAAAAAGAAAUAAAAAACUUGUAAUUUUAA
Messenger RNA from Drosophila elegans, 1463 nucleotides. Its product is annotated as cathepsin L. Gene Ontology annotation, molecular function: cysteine-type endopeptidase activity. The record is from RefSeq and is a predicted model, not a curated record. Gene Ontology annotation, cellular component: lysosome. Gene Ontology annotation, biological process: immune response. Bases 198 to 1223 code for a protein of 341 amino acids. Lineage: Eukaryota; Metazoa; Arthropoda; Insecta; Diptera; Drosophilidae. The transcript has 4 exons.